AUGUUCAAUAAAGUUGGAAAUAAGGAAAACAAAUAUACGCUGAAAACUGAUGAAUCGAAUAUUGAAGAAUUACCGCAUAUAACAAAAAUAAAAAGUGAUCAUUUGGAAUAAUUAAUAUUUAAUGUUAAAUUGUAUACAGAGAAUCAAAACAUUGAUUAAAUGAAAAAAUUUUUGGUUAUGAAUUAUAAAAAAUUUAAUGAUUUACAAUGUGCCUUAGAAUAGUGUGAAAAUGAACUUGAAUAAUUAAAUAAAUAAGAAUUGCAAUUUGAAAAUUAAAGUUAAGAAAAGAAUUAGGAGAAGGAAUUAUAAAUGUUAUAAUAAAAUUUUGAGGCAUUGUAAAAGGAAGAAUAAUAGUAUUAAUAGUAAAUAAAACAGAAAUAAUUACAAUUGUAGAAUUAAAUGUUUUAUCGAGAAUACUAUUAUAUGUAAUAAGAGAAAUAAGGUUUGAUAGCAUAGAAUGCAAAAUUACUUUAAUAAAAAUAAUCUACUCAUGGUUGA
Messenger RNA from Paramecium sonneborni, 498 nucleotides. The record is from the annotation of a GenBank genome assembly. Lineage: Eukaryota; Ciliophora; Oligohymenophorea; Peniculida; Parameciidae.